CAGAGAUGAAGAAGUAGUGUUGUUGUGUAUGUGUGUAUAUUUAUGUUUAUUCGACCUCAAUCCAUUAAAUCAGCACAAGGUUUUGGAUAUAUCCACCUGUUACAAAGUUUGAAUCUCUUCUACAUCUGCUAACACCUAUCACACACGUGCUCAUAAGUGUAAAUGUUUUAUGUGUCUAUUUUGUGUAUAUCUCAAUAGAAACUAAAUAAUUUGCAUCUUUGUAAAUGUUAAGCCUAAAAAGUUUGCAUUAAAAAAUAUUAAAAAAAAAUUAAACAAAAAAUUCAUAUAAACUAUACUAUCAAUGUUUUGCAUCUAACUAAAUUUAUAAUAAAAUAAUUAAGAGUGGGUAAGCAUAUAAAAAAUUGUAAAAAUAAAUUCCCAAGUGGAAGAAGUAAGGCCGCGACGGGGCAGAGCUGGUGGAGGAGGUGAAGACGUCAGGCGGACAAGAAGAAGACUAUUCAAUAUGGCUCCUUUUAAAUUGAAAUUUCGCAUGGGUGGCUCAAGGAGCACAUCCCAAGAAGUCGAUUCAGAUCCUCAGGUUAAUGAAGCUCUCCUCAAUCAUUCGACUACAAUUGGAGCUAGUAGUUCGACAAUUGAUUCAGCCGAUUGUACUAGUUUGGGAUCAAUUGGCAACGAAAGGAAAUCUUUGCUGCCAAAUAAAACUAAUAAUUUACGAUUGGGAUAUUUGAAUCCCACCAUAACCCAGUGCACAUCAGAAAGUCCUGUGCCGAAGAGCCCACCGCCUUCUUACGAACACGUUCUUGAGGAAAACACACGCCUUGCAAACAGUCUCGACUUAGGUAGUCGACUAACAUUGUCCGCUGAAGACGGUUGUAGCGGUCGUGACAGUGCUGGGGAUCAAUCUUCCAACAUUCGAAAGAGUACAUCGGGAAGAACUUCAUGCGAACAGAUAGAAAAUCAAUGCACAGAUCCUGAUUGCACUGAGAACACUGAAUCAAAUGAACAUAUCUCUGAGGACGCUCACAACAACAACAAUCAGCAGAGUCAGAACCAUUGUAACAACGUCGUCGUGCAGGAAGAAGAAGACGACGAUAACGAACCUGACAAUCGCAAGGAAUCAAUUGAUUCAACUGAAUAUUUAAUUUCUAGAAUGACGGCACCUUCGUCAGAGGAGAAUUUGUUAGACGAUUGUAGCGGUAGUGCCUGUCAUAGUUCGGAUAAUUCAGGAUUCUGUGAUCCUUUAAUGCAUGAAGCUCAUCAUAACCAAAAUAACCAGCAACAGGACUUGGAUUGUAGCAAUCACGACGAAUCACAGCAGAAUCAACCUCCGCCAGAGUACUCAGAGAACCAAGAGAAUCAGCAAAGUGACAGUGAAAGUGACGGUGGCUGGGACUCAAAUCAAAUGAGUCAAAUGAGUGGAAAUUAUUCACAACAGCAGGAGAGAUCGGAAAUUAUAAGUAACAAAUCAUCGAAGGAAAUUUACAAAGCCAUAUCCAAGCAAUGGGGUAUAACGUGCAAAAUGUCGGAUCAAUGUCGAUGCAUGGAGUGUCAAAGUCACUACUUUGAUUGCGAGUUUGAUGAUAAUGAUCAUCAAAAAACAGAUGGUGGACUUGGCGCUGGAACACCAAUGUUUAUUAGUGAAGUUAUGCAAGGAUCAGCUUGUACGAUUUUGUAAUUUUACUAAAAAAAACACAAACACAAACUAAACAAUUUUAAUCUGUUUACAAUGCGCAUAAAAAAAAAAAAAAAAAAAAACAUUUUAUAUCCUAGAUAUGAGAAAAAAAAAUCAUUGAAAUUUAACACUUAACAAUGAUGAAAUAUGGUAUUGCCUAUUGCACGACGAUUUCAUUAUUUAUCAUAGUAAAAAUUAAUUUAAGGUAAAUUGCACUGAACAAUUAUUAUCAUAUAACUUGGGUCAUUUGAAAUAAAAAAAAAAAAUAUUUGAAAAUAAAAAAAUAUAACUUAAUGGUUAUUUACUUAAAGUUAAGCAGUUUAUUUAAGAGAUCAAUUUGAAAGCUUACAUUGCUGUAAAUUUUACUUCAUUUCAAAGUUGGUUAUUUUGUUUGAUUUGGAAUAAUGAUGAAUGUCCUGAGACAAAUGCAUUAAUUUAAUACGUGUAUGGUUAACUUGACUUUAAGUGAAUAUCCUUCAAGUGUAAAAAAAUUUACCAAGUUUAUAUUAUAAUUAAAAAAAAAUCAUACAAUCUAGCAUACUUGCACAAAAAUGAGAAAAUAUAUUUUUCAAAAAGAAAAUUAAAAAAAAAAUGCCAAAAUUAAAAUAAAAUUGAUGCUAUGUAGUAUCUGCUCGCACAACAUUAACACAAAACCCACCUAAGAAUUAAGUUGUUUUUGUUUUUUUUUUUUUAGUCUACACUCUACACAUCUUGAAAUCUCAAGCUCUUGGCUUGGUUAAGCUUUAUUUUAUUUUUUG
Episyrphus balteatus (marmalade hoverfly) is the source of this 2391-nucleotide messenger RNA. RefSeq names its product probable WRKY transcription factor protein 1. NCBI's taxonomy places the organism in Eukaryota, Metazoa, Arthropoda, Insecta, Diptera, Syrphidae. The transcript has 7 exons. The record is from RefSeq and is a predicted model, not a curated record. The coding region runs from base 464 to 1636 and encodes 390 amino acids.